This is a messenger RNA of Acanthosepion pharaonis, 606 nucleotides long. The record is from the annotation of a GenBank genome assembly. Lineage: Eukaryota; Metazoa; Mollusca; Cephalopoda; Sepiida; Sepiidae.
AUGAAACGGAACGACAAUGUAAUCAGAGACCCUGCGCUCUCUCUCUCUCUCUCUCUAUCUAUCUAUCUAUCUAUCUAUCUAUCUAUCUAUCUAUCUAUCUAUCUCAGUCUCUUCAUUAUCUAUCUAUCUAUCUAUCUAUCUAUCUAUCUAUCUAUCUAUCUAUCUAUCUAUCUCAGUCUCUUCAUUAUCUAUCUAUCUAUCUAUCUAUCUAUCUAUCUAUCUAUCUAUCUAUCUAUCUCAGUCUCUUCAUUAUCUUCAUUAUCUAUCUAUCUAUCUAUCUAUCUAUCUAUCUAUCUAUCUAUCUGUCUAUUCUUUAUUGGGGACUGGAAACUUUUGCAUUUAUCUAUCUAUCUAUCUAUCUAUCUAUCUAUCUAUCUAUCAAUGCACACGUAUUUAAAUUUUUGCUCCUCACUCUGUAUUCAUUAUCUAUCUGGGGCCCUUGAUCGAAGACUUCUCUCUUGGUGUUCAUCAUGCAGUAGGAAAUCAGUCUUUUUAUUAUCUGUCUACCAACCUAUAUAUCAAUCUUUUCAUAUCCCAAUCUGUUCACUAUCUAUCUAUCUAUCUAUCUAUCUAUCUAUCUAUCUAUCUAUCUAUCUCACAAGAUAG